This is a messenger RNA of Onthophagus taurus, 919 nucleotides long. The record is from RefSeq and is a predicted model, not a curated record. NCBI's taxonomy places the organism in Eukaryota, Metazoa, Arthropoda, Insecta, Coleoptera, Scarabaeidae.
UUGUCUAGUUACCACAUGGUAAUUACCAUCGACAAAGUGGUUUCAGCAGUUUUAGAAAUUUUCUCAACAAUAACUGGUUUCUUUCCAAAAUUUGCUUCAAACGGCGGAUGCGCCCGCCAAAACCUCGCCCUACAAAAUAUCCAAGCCCGUUUAAGAAUGGUCUUGUCUUACUUAUUCGCCCAAUUAAUGCUUUGGGCCCGUAACCGGCCCGGUGGUUUACUCGUUUUGGGUUCGGCGAACGUCGACGAAGCUUUACGCGGUUACAUGACAAAAUACGAUUGCUCAAGUGCCGACGUAAAUCCUAUCGGGGGAAUUUCAAAAACCGAUCUAAGAAUGUUUUUGAAUUACGUUAAAGAAAAAUUUAAUAUUCCAAUUAUUGGAGAGAUUGUUAAAGCUCCGCCAACCGCCGAGUUAGAACCGUUAAAAGAAGGGGCUUUGAUGCAAACAGAUGAGGAGGAUAUGGGGAUGACUUAUGCGGAGUUAAGCAUUUUUGGGAGAUUGAGGAAACAAGAAAGAUGUGGACCUUAUUCUAUGUUUUAUAAAUUAAAAGAUCGAUGGGGGAAUGAUUGUAGUCCAGAAGAAGUUGCUGAGAAAGUCAAACAUUUUUUUAGAUGUUACGCGAUUAAUCGCCAUAAAAUGACCGUUCUAACACCUUCGUAUCAUGCGGAAGGAUACAGUCCUGAUGAUAAUCGAUUUGAUUUACGACCGUUUUUAUAUCGAGCAAAUUGGUCGAGACAAUUUAAAGCAAUUGAUAAAGAGUUAAAAAAGACGAACAAUUCACGUGUACGAACAGCCAUACACGUUUAGUUUUAUUUGAGUUCCUUAUUUUUUAGUGUUUCUUUUUCUAUUUUUUUUACUAGCUUUGUAAUUAGUUUUAUAGGGAGUUUUUAGGAUACAAUAAAUGUAUUUUUAAAUCAAA